CAUCCCUCCUCCUGCAGCAGGACAUCGAGGGAGCCUUCUCCCACGGACCCACAGGGGUCCUCAGUGAGUUUUGUCAUGGUUAUUUAAGGAACCUCGCCUAGAAGUCCCCACACGCAUUUCCCCAUCGACGGGAAGGCUCGGACUCCAAGAUGAUUAUAAAGGAAUAUCGGAUUCCUCUGCCCAUGACCGUGGAGGAGUACCGCAUCGCCCAGCUCUACAUGAUCCAGAAGAAGAGCCGGAACGAGACGUAUGGCGAAGGCAGCGGCGUGGAGAUCUUGGAGAACCGGCCGUACACGGACGGCCCUGGCGGCUCGGGGCAGUACACACACAAGGUGUACCACGUCGGCAUGCACAUCCCCAGCUGGUUCCGCUCCAUCCUCCCCAAGGCAGCCCUCAGGGUGGUCGAGGAGUCCUGGAACGCCUACCCCUACACCCGAACCAGGUUCACUUGCCCCUUUGUGGAGAAGUUCUCCAUCGACAUCGAAACCUUUUAUAAAACGGACGCUGGAGAAAACCCGAACGUGUUCAGCCUGUCUGCUGUGGAGAAGAACCAGCUGACGAUCGAUUUCAUCGACAUCGUCAAGGACCCCGUCCCCCCCAACGAGUAUAAGACGGAAGAGGACCCCAAGCUGUUCCACUCGAUCAAGACGCAGCGGGGGCCCCUCUCUGACAACUGGAUCGAGGAGUACAAGCAGCAGGUGUUCCCCAUCAUGUGUGCCUACAAGCUCUGCAAGGUGGAGUUCCGCUACUGGGGCAUGCAGUCCAAGAUCGAGAGGUUCAUCCACGACACCGGCCUGCGGAAGGUGAUGGUGAGGGCCCACAGGCAGGCCUGGUGCUGGCAGGAUGAGUGGUACGGGCUGAACAUGGAGAACAUCCGGGAGCUGGAGAAGGAGGCACAGCUCAUGCUGUCCCGCAAGAUGGCCCAGUUCAGCGAAGAUGGCGAGGAGGCUGCAGAGCUGGCCGAGGACGAGGCCGGCCAGGCCCAGCUGCCCGGGGACGCCCCCCAGCCCAGCAGUGGCAGCGGCGGGGAGCCCCUGGCGGGCCGGGGCCUCAAGAAACAGUGGUCCACGUCCUCCAAGUCCUCGCGGUCCUCCAAGCGGGGAGCCAGCCCCUCUCGCCACAGCAUCUCCGAGUGGAGAAUGCAGAGUAUUGCCCGGGACUCCGACGAGAGCUCAGACGAUGAGUAUUUCGACGCUCAUGAGGACCUGUCCGACUCAGAGGAAAUAUUCCCCAAGGACAUCACCAAGUGGAACUCCAACGACCUCAUGGACAAGAUCGAAAGCCCUGAGCCGGAGGAUUCACAGGAUGGUCUCUACCGCCAGAGCGCCCCUGAAUUCAGGGUGGCCUCCAGCGUGGAGCAGCUGAACAUCAUCGAGGACGAGGUCAGCCCACCCCUGGCUGCGCCGGCCUCCAAGAUCCACGUGCUGCUGCUGGUGCUGCACGGAGGCACUAUCCUGGACACGGGCGCUGGGGACCCCAGCUCCAAGCAGGGCGACGCCAACACCAUCGCCACCGUGUUUGACACGGUCAUGCGUGUGCACUACCCUAGUGCCCUGGGCCACCUUGCCAUCCGCCUGGUGCCCUGCCCGCCCAUCUGCUCAGAUGCCUUUGCCCUCGUCUCCAACCUUAGCCCCUACAGCCACGAUGAAGGCUGUCUGUCCAGUAGCCAGGACCACAUCCCCCUGGCUGCCCUGCCCCUGCUGGCCACCUCCUCACCCCAGUACCAGGACGCGAUCGCCGCAGUGAUCCAGCGGGCCAACCUUGCCUAUGGGGACUUCAUCAAGUCCCAGGAGGGCAUGACCUUCAACGGGCAGGUCUGCUUGAUUGGGGACUGCGUCGGGGGCAUCUUGGCGUUCGAUGCCUUGUGCCAGGGCAACCAGCCGGUGUCCGAGAGUCAGAGCAGCAGCCGCAGGGGCAGCGUGGCCAGCGUGCAGGACGCUGACCUGCUGUCCCCCGGCACCAUGGUCAAUGUGGCCCAGGGCGGCAGCGGCGGCCUGGAGAGCAGUCGGCACCUGAGCCGCAGCAACGUCGAUCUCCCCCGAAGCAAUGGUGUCGAAGACCCCAAGAGGCAGCUGCCCCGAAAGAGGAGCGACUCGUCCACCUACGAGCUGGACACCAUCCAGCAGCACCAGGCCUUCCUGUCCAGCCUCCAUGCCAGUGUGCUGAGGAACGAGCCCAGCUCCCGCCGUUCGAGCAGCUCCACCAUGCUGGACGGCACAGGGGCUGUGGGGAAGUUCGACUUUGAGAUUGCAGAUCUUUUCCUCUUCGGGUGCCCGCUGGGGCUCGUCCUGGCCUUGAGGAAGACCGUCAUCCCUGCCCUGGAUGUCUUCCAGCUGCGGCCAGCCUGCCAGCAAGUCUACAACCUCUUCCACCCUGCCGACCCGUCUGCCUCCCGCCUGGAGCCUCUGCUGGAGCGGAGAUUCCACGCCCUGCCCCCUUUCAGCAUCCCUCGCUACCAGCGCUACCCGCUGGGGGACGGCUGCUCCACGCUGCUGGCAGACGCACUCCAGACCCACAACACAGUCUUUCAAGAGCACGCGGCCCCCUCCUCACCAGGCGCAGCGCCCGCCACCCGAGGCUUGCGCCGAGCCAGUGAGAUCAGCAUCGCCAGCCAGGUGUCGGGCAUGGCCGAGAGCUACACAGCGUCCAGCAUUGCCCAGAAGGCCCCGGUGUCGCUCAGCCACACCCCCAGUGUCCGGCGCCUAUCGCAGCUCGCCCUGCCCCACCCACCCCCCACUACCCCGGGGUCCCCCCUACAGGCCGGGCAGGCGAGCCCCAGCCUGGAGCGGGCGCCCCGCCUCCCUGACUUGGACACCAGAGAAGUUGCAGCAAAGUGGUGGGGCCAGAAGCGGAUUGACUACGCCCUGUACUGCCCCGACGCGCUGACAGCCUUCCCCACGGUGGCUCUGCCGCACCUCUUCCAUGCCAGCUACUGGGAGUCAACGGACGUGGUCUCCUUCCUGCUGAGACAGGUCAUGCGGCACGACAAUUCGAGCAUCUUGGAGCUGGACGGCAAGGAGGUUUCGGUGUUCACCCCGUCGAAGCCAAGAGAGAAGUGGCAGCGCAAGAGGACCCAUGUGAAACUGCGGAACGUGACCGCCAACCACCGGAUCAAUGACGCAGUCGCCAACGAGGAUGGCCCGCAGGUUCUCACGGGCCGGUUCAUGUACGGGCCCCUGGACAUGGUCACUCUGACGGGGGAGAAGGUGGACGUGCACAUCAUGACGCAGCCGCCCUCGGGCGAGUGGCUGUACCUGGACACUCUGGUGACCAACAGCAGCGGGCGGGUGUCCUACACCAUUCCCGAGUCCCACCGCCUGGGAGUGGGCGUCUACCCCAUCAAGAUGGUGGUCAGGGGAGACCACACGUUUGCGGACAGCUACAUCACCGUGCUGCCCAAGGGCACGGAGUUCGUGGUCUUCAGUAUCGACGGCUCCUUUGCUGCCAGUGUGUCCAUCAUGGGCAGCGACCCCAAAGUGCGGGCCGGGGCCGUGGACGUGGUGCGGCACUGGCAGGACCUGGGCUACCUCAUCAUCUAUGUGACGGGCCGGCCUGACAUGCAGAAGCAGCGGGUGGUGGCGUGGCUGGCCCAACACAACUUCCCCCAUGGCGUGGUGUCCUUCUGCGACGGUCUGGUGCACGACCCGCUGCGGCACAAGGCCAACUUCCUGAAGCUGCUUAUCUCCGAGCUGCACCUGCGCGUGCACGCGGCCUACGGCUCCACCAAGGACGUGGCGGUCUACAGCUCCAUCAGCCUGUCCCCCAUGCAGAUCUACAUCGUGGGCCGGCCCACCAAGAAGCUGCAGCAGCAGUGCCAGUUCAUCACGGAUGGCUACGCGGCUCACCUGGCCCAGCUCAAGUACAACCACCGGGCGCGGCCGGCCCGCAACGCCGCCACCCGCAUGGCGCUGCGGAAGGGCAGCUUCGGCCUGCCGGGCCAGGGCGACUUCCUGCGCUCCCGGAACCACCUGCUCCGCACCAUCUCGGCCCAGCCCAGCGGGCCCGGCCACCGGCACGAUCGGACGCAGAGCCAGGCGGACGGCGAGCAGCGGGGCCAGCGCAGCAUGAGCGUGGCGGCAGGCUGCUGGGGCCGCACCAUGGCCGGCCGGCCGGAGCCCGGGGCUGCCGCGGGCCCCAAGUAGGACCCCGUGGGUGAGGCGCUGUGGUCUCCAUGGUGCUAGGCCAGGGCGGCCAGCCCCGCCAGGAGGCCUGAUGGGCACACAGUGUCGGCUGGAGACAAGCUUGUCCCAGGGCCUGGCGGAGGACGUAGGCCGUGCCACACAGCCCUCCCAGCCCUGCCUCGUCCUAGGGUCUGAGGAGUUCCAGCUUGCAGGAAGACCUGUCCCAGGAUGACAGAGGGACCAGGACUCCCCACGUGGACUGGCCCGGAAAACACGCCUAGACACUCAUCCUGCAUUGACCUCCCAGCAUCCCGACGCCAGGCCUGAGCCCGGGCCCAGCCCGCCACCUCCCAUCCACUAGCUCACCCUGACACCCAGGUCCCCUCCCACUCGGUCACAGCUCCAGCGGGGGACAGCCUGCUUCUUGUUAACUCGAGUUACUCAACUGUUCAACCUCACUGGUUUUGCACUGAUUUUUGAGAGUGGAGACCCGUUCCCAUCUCCUGUGGCUACAGACAUGCAUGAAAAGCCGACCUUCGCCCGUCUGGGACCUGCUGCCAGGGAGGCAAACGCUUGCGCAAGAGGAGAGAAAGGCCGCGUCUUCACUUCUGCAGCUCCGCCUGGCCCGCCAGCGCUGUGGCAGCCCCCGACCCCCGCUGCCCGUCCACCUGCCCCACCUGGAACCCAGUGCGGCUGCGAGGCUGCUGAGGCCCAGAGCCGGCUCCCCGGAAGCCACGCCUUGGGCUCCUGGGCCCGGCCGGACCAGCCUCCUCUUCCACACCUCGCCUGCCGCCGGUCAAGGCCACGGCCUUGCUCUCCUGCGUUUCUACACCUUUCUACUUCUCCAAUCUGAUUUCUAUGAGGUUUUUUUAAACGAGCAAUCCUUGGCUGCUUCCUUUUCUUAACUCUUUCAGUACCAAACGCAGCCCCUCCACCUGAGAACACCCAGCACUGUGACGGAGUCCAGCCUGGUUCUGGGUCCCGGGGCCCUGGCCCCCUGCCCACGCAGCAGGGCAUGGGGUCCCCGCCUCACCCAACCCCCAUUAAUUCCACUGAAUUUCUACUCUGGGGUGAGUGGGGCAACACUUAGGUUUUUUUAAUGCCAAUUCCGUUUUGACGCCGAAUUUCAGAAGCCACAACUUGCUUCAUUAGCUUAAGGGCAGGCAGCCACGACGCCAUCCCCACCUGGUAAGGACCGCGCUGUCCUGCAGGCCCGGCCGAGCAUCAGCCCUUCCUCCCCAGAAGCGACCGCGAUCUCCGCCGUGGCGCUCGGCCCCGGGCAGCCCUUCUGCGGCUCCUCCACCUUCUCUGUAAGGCGCGGGGGGCCUGGCCAGGCCCCGACUGAGAAGCUGCUGCCAACCUGGACACGGCCUCGGCCUCACGGGCUGGGGCGGGGAGGCCCACGGAUGGAUGUUGACAUUCUCCCGUGUGUAGAUAUGUACAGCCAAAGGGUCAUGUAGAUGUUCCGCGAAAGUGGGUCUACACAGAGUGAAAGCUAUUUAUUUUGUGCCGAGAGAAACUUCCGGAGGGUUAGGACCUUCAGGGUUUGUUCAUAUUUAAGAUGUAGCUUUUUGUUUUUGUUCCAGGCGUUAUGUAUAAAGCGACGGUUAUUUUAUGGACCAAGUUUUAAUGUAAGUGUUGCCAUGGAAGUACAAUACCCGACCCCCGUGCCCCCGGCGGGAAACCGCUCGGCCCGACAAUCACAGCCCGGCGAGGGGCCCCUGCGGCCAGUGCCUCCUCCUCUGUCGGUCCCACCUCGCCCCAUCUUGCCUACCGCCUCGGGGACCAGCCAUCCGGAGAAGCACCUGGAAGAGUCUCGGGCCCGCCUGCAAUAAAGGCUGGGAGGCCUCCUGGCCCGGGGAGGCCGCGAGGGCAGUGGGCUCGGCCUCUCCCAGCCGGCAGCUGCCUCAAGCUCCGCGCUCUCCGCCCGCCUGCCCAGCUGCCCGCCAUGCCAAGGACAACAGCAAUAGUCCCCUGGGCCUCUCCCAGCGGCUCUCAGCCAUAGAUGGUGAGAUGGGCAGCCCACCCUCCCCACUGACGUCUCUCUUCUAUAUCCAGGUCUGCUUCCUGCCUCCCUUAAGAUUCCUUUUGGCACAUUCUCUUCUUAGGGAAGCACCAGUUUUUCAGAAACUAAGAGAGGGAGGGCAGAGUCCCUUAAAAAUACCAAAAAUGUUUACAGUGUUGGGUGCUGAGCUGCAGGGCUCAGGCCUGACCAGUCGUAACCAAAGGGUGAGGCAGGCCUUGCUGACUGCCACCCCCACCCCAGGCCUGUUGGAGGAGAAGCCUUAGUCCCACUCCCAACCCCAGCCCCAGGACUGAGCCUCAGCCCACCACCCCACAUCCAAGCACCUGCCUUCUCUUUGAUUUCUAAAGACGGAUUCAGCAGAGACCCCACGCCCAAGGUUCCCAGCUCCGUCUGAGCUGCCCGCCCGCCCGCCCCGUCGCCGUCGUCUCGUUUCGGCCCCUCCCGUCUCUGUCUGGGCCAUGUGUGAGCAGCGUCCUGACUCGCCCCAUCCGCCCUUGCUACCCCCGCACCUUCGGGCCUCAGUGUGCUCUGUAUAGUGUCAUUGUCUAUUACACCGAUUAAAGAAGCAGGAAGGCUUCCUUCUGGGUCUCUUUACUGCACCAGCAAACACAGAACACCGGCUGGGGAUGAGGGUCCAAGACGGGGGCACAGCCUGUGCUGGAGCUAAAGCUGCAGCAGCGAGAGUACAUCUUUCCCAGUAAACAACACCCACUACACUUGCCUUCAUACAGACAGGCUCACACAAGCCUUCCCCUGCCCUGGGCCUCCUUCCAGCCCCUUCCUAGACACAAACUCCCGUUCAUCCUCACAGCAACCCAGUGAGGUGGGUGCGGAAAGCCUCUCUGCUUCACAGAGGCCGCAGCUUGUCACCUGGGCCAGGAGCCUCGCCCCGGCCGCCCGGCCCCAGCACCAGCACCCUGAACAGGCGGCAUCUGCAAGAUAAAGGGCACAGGACGCAGUGUGCCCCCCAGUCAGGGCAUCGGGCUCAAGAGCCAAGUCUGGGUUUAGGAUGCAGCUGGGGUGAGUGCAGCGUCUGGUCGAGGCAGGCUGAUCCGGGGACGAGCAGGGCAAAGGUGGUCGGCGCAAGGGCACAUCCCACCUUUUCCCAAAAACCCCUGG
Molecule: messenger RNA, 7266 nt
Organism: Enhydra lutris kenyoni (northern sea otter)
Lineage: Eukaryota; Metazoa; Chordata; Mammalia; Carnivora; Mustelidae
Product: phosphatidylinositol transfer protein membrane associated 2
Exons: 25
Coding region: 150-4142 (1330 amino acids)
Biological process (GO): phospholipid transport
Cellular component (GO): cytoplasm
Molecular function (GO): phosphatidylinositol transfer activity; phosphatidylinositol binding; metal ion binding
Source: RefSeq, a predicted model, not a curated record